CUCCUUCAUCUUCCCCAAGAACCUUGAAUGUUUUUUCUUAACGCUGCUCAUCUGAUCGAUUAAAGGAAUUCAAUUUCUCAUACCCAAAAUGAAUCUGAGUGAGAAGACAAGAGUUGAUGAAGAGUGGAUUGGGAAGCUAUUGAGUUUAGAGUUCUUUGGGAUAUGUAUGGAUCAUAAGUAUCUUCGAAAGAAUGAGAAGAAUGUCUUUUGCAUUGACUGUAACGUCGAAAUCUGCAGGCAUUGUUGCAACACAGAAGCUCAUUUUCUCCAUCGUCGUCUUCAGAUCUGCAAAUAUGUUUAUCAAGAUGUUCUGCGCCUCCUCGAUAUUCAACACUACUUUGAUUGCUCCGAGAUACAGACAUACAAAAUAAACGGAGAAAAGGCAAUACAUUUGAAUUCGAGGCCACAAGCAAAAGAUGCAAGACCUUCAACAAAAUCCAAAAAUGCUGGUUCAUGCGUCACUUGUAAAAGAUAUAUUCAAGAUCGUCCUAAUCGAUUUUGCUCCAUCUCAUGCAAGAUUGCAUCAGCUCCUCUGAAAAAGCGUAAGUUAUGUUCCUCUUCAGAAGUGGAACAAAUUGUUUUGGAGAAAGAACAUUAUCAUCAAGAAGGAUUUUUAGAAGAGAAAAAAUCGUCCAUAUCAUCACUCACCGAUGUUUCAGAAGAUUCAGAAGCUUUAUUGAGUAAUUUUUCAUUGAGACCAUUCAUGAGACUAAUUAAGAGAAAAGGAAUUUCUCGAAGAUCUCCUCUUCAUUGAUUUUUUUUUCUUUUGUUUUUUCUGGAUUCUGUGUUCAAAGCCAUACAGUAUUUUCAUUUUAUAUUUUUUUGAAAAGGAUAUUAUAUCUGCUUUGUGCUAUCAGUAUUAUGUUUAAAAUAAU
Molecule: messenger RNA, 875 nt
Organism: Eruca vesicaria subsp. sativa (arugula)
Lineage: Eukaryota; Viridiplantae; Streptophyta; Magnoliopsida; Brassicales; Brassicaceae
Source: the annotation of a GenBank genome assembly